AUGCAAAACCAGUUCUCCGAAUACCAAAGUUCAAACAACGAAAGUCUCGCUGAGUUUUCAGCUAGUCCUACCUCCCCUAGAAGCCAACAAAAUUUUAGUGGAGACCCGCUUGAUUCUUCUGAAUCUGAAGAAAAUUCCAGUGACAACAAUUCAUCAGACAAAGAAGAUAUCAUGUCUCUUGAAGAAAUUUCCAGCAAACAUAUGGCCCUUCGAGCGUCCACAGCUCCAGCGAGGCCUUUAAGCGACAUAGAAGAGUUUCGCCGGACUUCUGAUUUCCUUUUAUUAGAGCAUACAGUUAUAUGCGCUUCACAAUUAAUACAAAAUCAAGACCAAAAGUAUGACCUGGACUCAGAAGAAGGCCAAAGAGCCUGCAAAAAAUUUUUAAAUCAAAUCGAAAGGCUUUGUGAGGUUUUUAAAGUAAAUUGUGUAUCUCGGGAUUAUAGGAAAGCUUUUUCUAAAGCCUAUCAAGUUUUAUAUAAAGAAGGAACACUUUGCUUUUUAACAGAAAUAUUGGAUUCAGCGCAGGAAGGCUUUCCUUACUUGUAUGUGAAUGGGGAAAAAUAUUUAUUUUCAAGCGAAGUUUUGGACGCAGGCAGUAAAUUAUUUCAUUCUUUUUGCAAAAUUCAGCAUAUUUUUAGAGAAAUUUAUAAUAGGAUUUGUGAAGAAACUUCGACAGGAGUUGUGGGAGAAAUAAUUAGUGAUUUAACUGAAGCGCUGCAGGAUUUUGAUACAAAUUGAGUAGAUUUUGAACAUUUAAAGCUAUUUUAUAUAAAUAAGUCCUUAUUUUAAUAAUAAAAAUAGCCUGUUUAUUUAUAUAUAAAGGUAUAUACGUGCAUGAACUUAUGGUAAUAGAGACUGAUGCAAGACGUUUUAUAACCCAAGCAAUUGAAUUAGAAAGAGAAAUGUCCCUUAUUGAAGUCAAAGAAAAAGCCAGAGGAAGAGUCACUUUGGACUCAGAAGAAUUCAAUAGUUUGCGUGACAAGUUUGUAGUCAUUAUAGGAAAAAUUAAUUCAGUUGCAAAUGUUGAAGGAAAAGGCAGAGACGAUUUAUCGCUGAAUAUUUUGUUAGCUGCUGAAGGCAUUUCUAGGAGGAUGCAUCCUAUGCAGAGUCACCCUAUAAGAAAAUUAGCUGACAAGAUCAGACAAGCUUUUACUGCAUUUAGGACAUUAUUUAGAAAAUAUGACCAAAAUAUUGAGGUUGUAGAUCCACAGCUCAAAAAUAAUCCAGAACUGGUUGAAGCGCUGACAAAUUUUGAAGGGAGUUGGGAACGUGGAAAAGAAUAUAUUUUAAAUUCAAAAAGGUGCAACCAAGUAGUGCAUAUACUUUAUUUAAUUAAAUAAGCAUUUUUAAUAGGAAAUUUACAAUAAAAAUUUUUUUUGCUAUAUUUAAUCGUAAAUAAAAUAUUUAUAAUCUGAUAGAAAAAAAUGCUGAAAAAUACCCUACCUUAAAGGAGCAGCUUGAAUUUUCUGACUCACAGCUUUUUGUAAGUGUUCCAUCGCUGCUCGUCUUAAAAUGCCUUGAAGACGACGACAAAGGAAUUUGCAAACAUUUUUGUCCGCAAAUUUAUGAAGAACAUGAAGAAAUUGGAAUCGUGUUUAAAAGGCUGAAAAGAAGCUAUAAGUUAGGGAAAUUAGCAAGCUCAUCUGUGCAGGAAUAUGCAGAAUUAUUAGAAAUGAUGAUAAUUGGAGAAAAAGUGAACCAAAAAUCACGAACACAAAUAAUAAACCCGAAAUUCGAUAACCUAGACCAUGUUUUGACGAAAAUCACAAAUUUGUCGAUUGCAAUACAAAGACAGAAACCGAGUGAGUGGAAUAGAUUUUUAGAUGUUGUUCUCUGCUAA
Blepharisma stoltei is the source of this 1840-nucleotide messenger RNA. NCBI's taxonomy places the organism in Eukaryota, Ciliophora, Heterotrichea, Heterotrichida, Blepharismidae. The record is from the annotation of a GenBank genome assembly.